Messenger RNA from Adineta ricciae, 648 nucleotides. The record is from the annotation of a GenBank genome assembly. Lineage: Eukaryota; Metazoa; Rotifera; Eurotatoria; Adinetida; Adinetidae.
AUGGCUGAAUAUCUCGCUUCUAUCUUCGGAACGGAAAAAGAUAAAGUGAAUUGUUCGUUUUAUUUCAAAAUUGGUGCAUGCCGUCAUGGUGAACGAUGUUCACGUGUUCAUAAUAAACCAACGUUUAGUCAAACGAUUCUUUUGAAAAAUCUUUAUCUGAAUCCAAAUAAUAAUGCAGUUCCAAAACCUGAGGGUGGUUUUGAACAACAUGCUGGAAAUAAUUAUACCGAUCAUGAAGUUCAGCAACACUUCGAUGAAUUUUAUGAAGAAGUCUAUACUGAAGUUGAAGAUAAAUAUGGAGAAAUCGAAGCAAUGACUGUCUGUGACAAUCUGGGCGAACAUCUGAUCGGAAAUAUUUAUAUUAAGUUUCGUUAUGAAAGAGAUGCAGAACAAGCAGUUAACGAUUUAAACACACGAUGGUUCGAUCAUAAGCCAAUCUAUGCUGAAUUAAGUCCAGUAACAGAUUUUAAAGAAGCAAGCUGUCGACAGUAUGAAUUAGGAGAGUGUAUGCGAAGUGGCUUUUGUAAUUUUAUGCAUAUCAAGACAUUGUCACCUGAUAUUAAGAAACGUCUUCGUGAACGUCGAAAACGAUCACGUUCUCGCAGUCGAUCGCCAGCAAGACGUAAUAAUAAUAAUCGCCGACGUUAA